AUGGAAAGAGGUGAAGGGGGUAACCAGGUUCCAGUUCUUCCUAAAUCAGAAGUGCUUGAUGUGAUGCCACUUCGUUCAUUCCCACCGAUAUCUCUGACCGGUGAACCACAUCCUGGUUUGGUUUCUGCUGAAAAGGAACCAAACACCACAAAUGUUCAAGAUCGUGCUCCCGCACUACAUCCUCUCGCGUUGCCUGCGUCGUUCGCUACCUCCAACAACGCUUUCUCUGCUGCUGUUGGUGCUGCUCGUAGUGAUGGUCCAGUGAAAAGAGGACCUGGCCGGCCUAAAGGUUUAAGAAACUUGAAGAGACCAUUCACAUCGGUUACUACCUCCAGUAACGUUCCUCUUGCUGCUGCUGGUGGUGCACCAUUCACAUUGUUUCCUACCUCGAACAAUGUUCAUUCUGCUGAUGCUGCUGGUGCACCAUUCACAUCGGUUGCUACCUCCAACAACGUUCCUUCUGCUGCUGGUGCACCAUCCUUCACAUCGUUUCCUACCUCAAACAAUGUUCCUUCCGCUGCUGCUGCUGGUGCACCAUUCACAUCAGUUGCUACCUCCAACAACGUUCCUUCUGCUGCUGAUGGUGCACCACUCACAUCAUUUGCUACCUCCAACAACAAGAUCCAUACGAAUUCGAUAAUGUCUAUUCCAAAUUUUCAAGGCGGAAUCAGUGAAAGAGAUAGAGAAACAGGAAACGCUGAGCUUGUGAGUAGCCUUCUGAUGCGCUUUAAUGCGGUUAAAAGACGCUUGUCCCAGAUUAUCAGGAGUGGACAUGCUUUGUCGGCUCUCCGUACUUUCAAGAACCUCAAAUUGCAUACAAAUGAAAAGAAGAGGAUUGGGUCGGUUCCUGGUGUCGAUGUAGGAGACAUCUUCUUCUUAUGGGGAGAAAUGUAUUUGGCGGGGCUUCAUCUAGCCACCCUUACUAUUGAGUUCAUGGGAACUCACGAGAAUUCGGAGCCAUUAGCCAUUAGCGUUAUCUCUACAGGUAAAUACAUUGAUACAGCUCGAGACCCUGAAUCUAUAGUCUGUACAGGGCAUGGUGGUACGGAAAAGUAUGGUGGUGGUGUACCAUCACACCAAGAGCUCAAGAGAAUGAAUCUUUCUUUAUACAAUGCUUUGUGUAAGAAGACUGUUGUACGGGUGGUAAGAAAGGAAAAGGAUCAUAGGUGGAAAAAGGUCUAUAUUUACGACGGCUUGUAUUUGGUCACGGAAAUGCGGGAAGAUUACGAAGAAAACAAUUUGAGAAUUUUCAAGUUCAAGCUAGUGAGGGUACCUGGUCAAAAACCCGGUUUCCAAGUUUGGAAACAUAUCGAAGGGUGGAAGAGUGGUUUGGUUCCAAGACCAGGACUGAUUCUCGACGAUAUCUCUUUUGGGGCAGAGGUUUACAAGAUUCCUCUGGUUAACGAAGUGGACGACGAGAAGGAUCCGAUGGCUUUCACUUAUGUCACUACUCUUUCGCACUGGCUCGAGACUGUUGAUGUUAAGGUUAGUAGAUGCAAAUGUAAAGGCAUGCAAUGUGGUACAGAAAGUGGAAACUGUCUUUGCGGUCAGAGAAAUGGAUGCGACAUGCCUUAUGCUAAAAAUGUUUUGGUCGCUCGUAGACCUAUGAUAUUUGAGUGUGGGAGCUCUUGUCGCUGCAGUGCUAGAUGCCAAAACAAGAUGAUCCAGAACGGUUUGGGAUAUUAUCUUGAAGUGUUCAAGACGGUGGAGUGUGGUUGGGGGUUACGGUCUUGGGACCCGAUCCGUGCCGGUAGCUUCAUCUGUGAAUACGUAGGUGAAGUGAUCAAGAAAGGCGAAGAAGACGAUGAUGAUGACUUCUUAUUUGACUCUUCACGUGUUUAUAACUCUAUGAAGUGGAACUACGAGCAUGAGCUCGUGGGGGAGAAAAUACCUGACGUUCAAGUCUCGGAAAAGGCUGAUCUGGCAGAACCGUUGGUUAUAAGUGCCAGGAAAAUUGGGAACGUGGCUAGAUUUAUUAACCACAGUUGCACCCCUAAUGUCUUGUGGCAACCAAUGAAGCGUGAAAUCUAUGGCAAGUUAUAUCUACACAUUGGACUGUUUGCUAUGAAGCAUAUACCUCCAAUGACAGAGUUGAGGUAUGAUUAUGGAGCUUCGGUAAGAGAAGGGAAGAAGGUGUGUAGGUGUGGAUCAGACUUCUGUAGGGGCGCAUUUGGAUGA
This is a messenger RNA of Arabis nemorensis, 2178 nucleotides long. The record is from the annotation of a GenBank genome assembly. Lineage: Eukaryota; Viridiplantae; Streptophyta; Magnoliopsida; Brassicales; Brassicaceae.